GUGCGCCCCGACUCCCGACUCCCGCGCACGUCACGCACGUGCGCCGCACUUUCUCUGCACUUUAAAUGUACAUACGUAUACAUAAUAAAUGUGUAGAUUUGGAAAAUACAUAUACAGAGUUACGGAUCCGUAGUAUGUUUCUUUUUUCUUUCUGAAGUGCUGGCUGGUUAUGUAAUUUAUCUCGCUGGAACAAGAUGCGAUGAUUAAAAGAUAUCUCAUGGCUUGAUUUAACCUCCUAAAAUACAAUUGCAUUUUGACACGUUGCAUCGGUGAAGGAAGAAUCAAAUAGGUGUUUUGCAGGCUUCGGUAUUCUUUCGAUUUGGAAGUCUUUAGCGUUGCUGUAAUCAUGUCGACGACGCUGGCAUUACCGCAAAAGAAAUAUUACAGACAACGCGCGCAUUCGAAUCCCAUAGCCGAUCACUGCAUCGAGUACCCGAUAAAACCAGGCUUAAUGGAUUGGAGCGCUUUGUAUCCGCAGCACUUUCGGAUCAACGCUGAGCAAACGCCAGAGACGCAGAAACUUGUAGAAUUUGCAGACAUUGGUUGCGGCUACGGAGGAUUACUGGUUACCCUGUCCCCGAUGUUCCCGGAUAAUCUGAUACUCGGUAUGGAAAUCAGAGUAAAAGUAUCAGACUACGUUAUGGAUCGCAUCGCUGCCUUACGGUCACAAAAUCCCGGCCGAUACCAGAACAUCGCCUGCCUGAGAACAAACGCCAUGAAGUACCUGCCAAAUUAUUUCUACAAAGGACAGCUAAAGAAGAUGUUUUUCCUGUAUCCAGAUCCACACUUCAAAAAGUCGAAGCAUAAAUGGAGAAUAAUAAACAAGUCUCUGUUAGCGGAAUACGCUUAUGUUCUAGCCGAGGGAGCUGUUGUAUAUACCGUGACGGACGUGGAAGACCUACAUAAAUGGAUAGUUCAACAUUUCCAAGAACACCCACUGUUCGAAGAAGUUACCAAGCAGGAUUUGGCGACAGAUCCUGUAGUGGAAAAAUUAUAUGAAAGCACUGAAGAAGGCAUGAAAGUCACCAGGAACAAAGGAGAUAAAUUUCUGGCCGUGUUCACGAGGAUCGCGGAUCCUUAUGUUGCAACGAAUAGCUAGCAGCGGCAGUUCCAUAUAAUUGUCCGGCUAUUGUAUGUAAUUACACGGCGAAGGAUAUUCUGGAUGAAGGUACUAAUUCUGGCACCAAGGAGGGAUGUCUGUCUUGAUGUAACAACCACGUUUCUAAAACAGAUCUAGUCUGUGUGUCUGACAUCUGUAUGGUGAACUAAAUGGGCUGUCUUCAAAGCGAAUUCUUCGUGCAUUAUGACGAAUAACAUCUGCAAGAUAAAGUUGAUCGAUUAAUUAAUGCUCCUUUAAUAAAUACCGAAUCGAAAAUAAAGUACCUCUUCAAAUAUACGAUUAAUUAACGCUCGCGGUGGUGAAAUGUACGAUCUCUGUAUCAAUCUUUUUCUUUCGCGCAAACUCAUUCUGAAUUGCGAGUAAAAUAAGUUCGAUUCUUCCCGUAAAAUAUCUUGCAUUAGGUCUUUGAACAAUUUACUAUUGACUAUUUCCCUAAAAUGUAACGAAGUGUAUCAAACUAUUAAAGACGUUCAUUUUCUCAACCAAUUAA
This is a messenger RNA of Temnothorax curvispinosus, 1610 nucleotides long. Its product is annotated as tRNA (guanine-N(7)-)-methyltransferase. The coding region runs from base 347 to 1099 and encodes 250 amino acids. Gene Ontology annotation, biological process: RNA (guanine-N7)-methylation; tRNA methylation. Gene Ontology annotation, cellular component: tRNA methyltransferase complex. The transcript has 7 exons. Lineage: Eukaryota; Metazoa; Arthropoda; Insecta; Hymenoptera; Formicidae. The record is from RefSeq and is a predicted model, not a curated record. Gene Ontology annotation, molecular function: tRNA (guanine(46)-N7)-methyltransferase activity.